AACCAGUUUGGAAUUCCUCCAAGUACUCAGAUUUUACACGGCUGUGGUCAACAGGAUGAGGCUACUUUGCGGCAAGCUGGAUUGGAAGAAUUGACAGAGCUCCUUACAGUUCGCAGCAGAGAGAAACCAUCACCAAAAAGCGAAAGUUCUAGUUCAAGUUCUUCGCUUUCAGAUAUUUCUUUAGAAUUUGAGUCAGAUUCUGAAUUUGGAGCCUCUAAUUGUGAAUUUUUACGCGAAGCUUCCAUUCAUCUACCCCAAAAUGUGAUAACCGAUGGAAGCUUUUCAUUUGCUGAUGACUACAAGAUGCGUUUUGGUGAUCCCACACCUGAUUUUUAUAUGGGGGAUUUGAAAAGUGCCUUUCAGAAUGUUUCCCAGCAACCAGAAGAGGAGAACAAACUACUGGCGAUUUACUUACACCACGAUGGCAGUAUUCUUACAAACAUUUUCUGCUUUCACGUUAUGAAGACCAAGAAAGUCUUGAGUACCCUGAAGAAUCACUUUAUUGUCUAUGGUGUGGAUAUAACCAAGGAAGAUAAAGCAAAUUGUUUCUUUGAUGAAGUUAGAACUACUAUCUCCGCUGAAGUAUCUAAUGCUGUCAAAGGUAUAGUGCUGGACAAGCUUCCAGCUUUCAUGCUUUUGAGUCGGGACUUUGGAGAUCGUCGCGUGGGUAUUUCUGUCAUUCAUGGAGAUGUUAGUGGGGAAGAGUUGGAUCAAAAACUUCUUGAACAGCACAAACUGCUAACGGAGUUGGCAUAAGAAAUGGAAAAUAAAUUUACAUUUAAUAUAAUAAAUUAAUAAAGUA
Molecule: messenger RNA, 802 nt
Organism: Drosophila eugracilis
Lineage: Eukaryota; Metazoa; Arthropoda; Insecta; Diptera; Drosophilidae
Product: FAS-associated factor 1-like
Exons: 2
Coding region: 304-756 (150 amino acids)
Cellular component (GO): endoplasmic reticulum; nucleus
Molecular function (GO): ubiquitin binding
Source: RefSeq, a predicted model, not a curated record